Messenger RNA from Plasmopara halstedii, 738 nucleotides. RefSeq names its product nadh-cytochrome b5. Gene Ontology annotation, molecular function: cytochrome-b5 reductase activity, acting on NAD(P)H. The transcript has 2 exons. Bases 1 to 738 code for a protein of 245 amino acids. Lineage: Eukaryota; Oomycota; Peronosporomycetes; Peronosporales; Peronosporaceae. The record is from RefSeq and is a predicted model, not a curated record.
AUGGGCAUUGCCAGUAUCUCGACCGCAGCACGCAACGCUGAGGAACCAAAGAUAGCGCUAAACCCUAAAGACAAGGAGCAUUCGAUGGGUAUUACCGUCGCCGGCUGCCUGAUGGCCAAGGCAAGCGUAAAUGGUGAAAAUGUCGUACGCCCAUACACACCUACUAAUACGAAUGCCGAGAAAGGGGAGCUCGAACUCGUGGUCAAAGGUUACCCGAACGGCAAACUGAGCAAGCACAUCGUCAAUCUGAGCGUGGGGGAUGAACUAGCGAUGAAGGGACCGUUUCUUAAGUUUGAGUACAAGCCGAAUAUGUAUAAGAGCAUCGGUUUUCUUUGUGGUGGCUCUGGUAUUACUCCUGCUCUUCAGGUUAUAAAGGAGGUUUGCCGUAAUCCAGACGAUGAGACACAGGUCGUUCUUAUCUUUUGCAAUCGGACUGAGAAAGAUAUUAUUCUUCGCGACGAACUGGAUGCGCUACAGUACAUGUACCCGCAGUUUCAAGUACAUUAUGUUGUAAACAAUGCUGAUGCCAACUGGAAGGGUUAUACGGGCUAUGUGACCAAAAAAAUGGUUGAGGAGCUGCUUCCUAGUCCAUCGGACGAAAACCUGAUUGGUGUAUGCGGCCCCCCUCCAAUGAUGGAUGCCAUCUCCGGCAACAAGAAUCCCGACCGAACUCAGGGCGAGCUGAAGGGUUUGCUAAAAGAAGUGGGCUAUUCUAGCAACCAGGUAUACAAGUACUAA